AUGACGGUGGUAGGCCUGAUCACCGAGUCAGCCUACAGGAGUAAGUUCAGAGAUUUAGCAGUGUGGUGCCAGGACAACAACCUCUCCCUCAACGUUAGACCUGCAGAAACCUCCAAAGAUUUGACAGAUGAGUCCUCACCAGACGAUGAGAAAAGAAGGAACUAUGGCGGGGUGUACGUAGGUCUACCAUCUGACAUGACCACCGUUGCAGGCAGCCAGUCCAAGUCCACAGAUAAAAACUAACAGAUAUAGAAGGGAAUCAUUGACAUGCAUCACAGGACUGUAGCUACAAUAUUCAGAACAUACAGAGACAUUACAUUCCUACGUUGAGAGGAGGAUUACUGACUCAUCCUCACAACCCUGCCUCCAUAGGAGUGAGACAGACUGAAAGACCCUGGGGAAUCAGGCAGAUAUGAGGUCAGCCUGCUUGGGUCCUGAGGAAACUGCCUCAGAAUGGCACCGAGUAGACCCUCAAUGGAUGCCUUUGUCUGAGGAUUCUUUGCCCUUUCUGACCCUCACAGGAAGCCGGGCAGCAGCAGAGAGGUCGGGUGGGUACGGGACGACAUUAUGGAACAUUAUGGAAUCCGGGGCAAUGUUCUGGACUAGCUCCUUGUGUUUAGGAAGAGAUGUGACACACACAGCCCUGUUACACUGAGACACCUCCUCGACCGGCUCUGUAAACAUUUAAUCCAAGUGCAUACAUUGUGGCUGGUGUAGAUAGAUGUUUUAUGUGGUGGGAGGGAUAGUGGACCCACACAAUGGCUCAAACACAAGCAGUGUUAUUCACUUAUGAUUAUAGAGUAUUUUAGGUCACCCAGUUUUUUUUUUUUUUCAGUGUCAGAUACUGUAAAUAAUUUCAGAGAUUCAUGAAAACAACAUUCUAUAACCCAUUUGGAGAUUGUGUUGUGUUAUUUUCUAGUUGGUUGCUGCCAUUGCUUUUUAAACCACUUGCAUUUACUGUCUAAAUACAAAUUGACCUACUUGUAACUUUUGGUACCAAACGGAUGGGGGACCUCCUGUGGGUGUACUGGCUUGUACUGUAGCCUGACUGUACUGUAGCGAGCAUCUGUUGUGUGCGUCAUUCAUGUCUGAGAUUGUUAAGUGUUGUGUUGUCAUUUAACCUGUGAAUCAUGCUAACAUGACAUCGUCAGUCUGGGUGGGGCUAAGAUGCAUUGAGGAUACUACUCUUACAUUUAUUUACCCACAAAGGUCUGAACUGAUCUGAGAUCUGACGUCAUCAGAUUGUUAACAAUGCAUGCAUUAUUACUCCAGGUGCCAGCAGCUGAUCUCAGUGUUCCACAUACAGUAGCUCUUGUUGGCCAUUUUAGCAGCUGCGUCACCAUCCAGAACUCGUUGUUUUUUUACGAAGAGUUAAACUCUCCAACUGCAAUUUGUAAAAUGUUGUCUUUUCUAUUUGUAAAAUUCAAAAAUGAUUCCUUUUGAAAACGAAAUGUACAAAUUUUAUUAUAACAGUUAAUUGGAAAGAUGAUCGGUCAAAAAGAAUCUGAACUACAUUGUUUAGCAAAGGUUUGCCUAAACAUAUUUGAAUCUAUAUUUCUCAUUAUGAACAACUGUACAGUGAAUCUAGUUGGAAACCAUAACACAGGCAGCAUAUUCACACGCCACAAUAUCUCCCCCCCAGAGCAUGAAUUAGAAGUCUGAAGGGAAAAGAGAAUCCAUCCAAUGUCAUCCAUCUACAUGCAGUUCCUGUUCGUGAUUUAAUGAAUGUAUGAAUGUACAGCAUCUUCACGACCACAGAGGAACAGGGAAGUAGGCCAUGCUAACCAUGCUCACACACUUGACAUUCGAGAUGUUUUGUUCUCUUCAAUACAUCAGUCUUAUUAUAUAUUCUCUACUCAACUCUACCUGGUUUGAGAUAUGAAUAUGGAAUAUACAUAAUAUUUAUAUGGAAUAUAAAUGUAGAUUAUGAAUGCUCCCUGUCGUUCAACCAUCUACUCAGUAAUCUGUGUCCGGCCGCGUGUGAGGCUUAUGAAUGCGAUGGGUACCGAUUAAAGAGCACCCCGCAGUUUCUGCUCUGCCACUACACGGCUACCACCAAACACUGAAUGCAGCGGUGCCCCUUUUCAUUGAUGUCUACAUUUCCUUUCUGUUGAGGCUCCUCCAGUUUCACCAUCGGAAUCCUCUGGCCUUUGUCUUUCACAGUGCACAGUGCAACGCAGUUCCCACUGGGCAAACACUAGUUGAAUCAACGCUGUUCCAUGUCGUUGAAAUGAAUUGGACGUCCGUGCCCAGUGGGUCUGCCUUUUCAUCUGUCCUCUGCUCUGGCCAACUCCUCCACCCUUUACAGACGGUUGUACUGUAACACACGGGGGAAUGUCACUGAGAUAAUCCUGCUUUAUUCAAUUAGGAAGACUGGGAGGGAAGAGGAUGGAAAAAAGGGUAUUCAAAAGCCACACUGGGAAAGGAAAAGUUGCUACAGAAUAUCAACACAGGAGUUGAUAACCAAGCAUAGCUAGCUGUGUACAGAAUGAAUGUAGCUCUUAGGAGGAUGGAGAAAAGGUAUGAGAAAUUGUGUUUAAAAAAGCAGUGUCCAUGGAACCCUGGUAUUUUUUACUGUAUUGUGGUUCCUUUAAGCAUUAAGGCAUAUUGGCCAUAUACCACAAGCCCCCGAGUUACCUUAUUGCUAUUCUAAACUGGUUAUCAACGUAAUUAGAGCAGUAAAAAUAAAUGUUUUGUCAUACCCGUGGUAUACAGUCUGGUAUACCACUGCUGUCAGCCAAUCAGCAUUCAGGGCUCUAACCACCCAGUUUAUAUUAGCAUAUAGCUCAUGGAAGUCUCACUGGUAUACUGUUCAUGGUGCUGCACAUGAUUACGAUGACAGGGGAAUUGAUUACUUUGGAGUAAUUUGAGGCUAAAGCAGCUGUGCUGGAGGCUUCUUAUUCUGGAUUUAUCUCCUUGUGUACAUGUGUCCAUAACACAUUUGGGAAAAGAGAAAACACAUGAGAAAACCACUGUAGAUCACUUGAGAACCAAUUGAUGACUUUUUAUGCUAUUUACUACUGUAUGAGAUACUGUUCCUAAUCAUUGAUGCUCCUAACUUGUUCUGGGUCACUUUGUGUACACACAGUACACCCUCAAACACAGUAAGAAGGACCACAGCUGCUUUAGAGAGUCAUUCUUGUUUAUAACCCGACAUGCCCUGUAUUACUU
This is a messenger RNA of Salvelinus namaycush (lake trout), 3171 nucleotides long. RefSeq names its product overexpressed in colon carcinoma 1 protein homolog. NCBI's taxonomy places the organism in Eukaryota, Metazoa, Chordata, Actinopteri, Salmoniformes, Salmonidae. The record is from RefSeq and is a predicted model, not a curated record. The coding region runs from base 1 to 243 and encodes 80 amino acids. The transcript has 6 exons.